This is a messenger RNA of Neoarius graeffei (lesser salmon catfish), 3956 nucleotides long. RefSeq names its product family with sequence similarity 184 member B (gene fam184b). The transcript has 18 exons. The record is from RefSeq and is a predicted model, not a curated record. Lineage: Eukaryota; Metazoa; Chordata; Actinopteri; Siluriformes; Ariidae. Bases 167 to 3457 code for a protein of 1096 amino acids.
CCAACGGACAACUCGUCAUAGAAUGUCGUUCGCUAUCGCUCGCGGAACGUUCGGCUAAACGAAUACUUUUAGGCUGAAAUACCUAGAAGUGAUUUAAGGAGCGCACCGUAGUCGUCGGAUUUGUGAUUUGUCAGCAUAUUCUAAAAGAAGACUUGGCUCCAGGGUUAUGACGUCUAGCUCGUGGAAGAUGAGCCUGCCACCGGAUGCGUGUAACGGUACCGCUGCAGAUUUCUCCAGCGUAGAAGAAGAGCUUUACGAUUAUCAAAUGCACACCAGAAUGUGCAAGAAAAUAGCGCAGCUUACAAAGGUAAUAUAUUCUCUCAACACUAAGAAUGAGGAGCAAGAAGCAACUUUGCAAAUGCUACUACAUGUUACGACAGACACAGCAGACAACUAUCAGCCAACCACAAGUCAGUAUGAGGAGCACGAGGAAUCCACAUCUGCUCUUAGGACCCGUCUUAUAGAGCUCCAGGCUGCAGUAGAAGAGAUUGAGGAGCGGGAACAGAGGGUUGAGGCAGAGCAUGCUGAGCGUAUGGCUGUGCUAACUCAAGAGGCUGCAGAUCUCCGCCGAACCUACCACAGUUUAGAGAUGGAACGAGACAACCAGUGCAGACUACUGCAGCAAAUGCAGGAGGAAAAUAAAUGCCUAGAAGAAGAAUGUCAGCACUUACGGCAAGUAAGAGAUGAAAACAGAAAGAGAGAGGAGGAUGCUAAGAGAAGAGAAGAAGAAAAGAGGAAGAAAGAAGGUGAGGAGCAGAGGAAAGAUUUAGAAGAAAGGAAGAAAGUGGAGGAAGAAUUGGAGAAACGUUUGCUCACACUGAGAAGUGCACUCAAAACACUCGAGGAGGAAAGAGAAAGAUUAGAAAAACAGUUUGGAAUAGAGAAGGAGGAGUGGAAGAACAGAAUGGAGGUCAUAGAGAGGGAAAGAAGGGAAGAGCAGGAAGCAGCAAGAAAAGCUUUACAGCAAAGUCUCAAUGAACACAUAAGCCAGUGGCAGCAGAGAGAGCAAGAGAACUGUAAAUUCCAAAAUUCACUGCUGCAUCAGAGACUGAAGAGAGCAGAGGCAGAGCUGGAAAUACAAGAAGAGAGACUGACCGAGUGCAGCAGACACAGUAGUAAAUUGCAAGCAAGAAUAGAGGAUCUAGAGGAGCAACUGGACAAUUGCCAUCAUCAAGUUGCAGAAGCAGAACGAAUAACUAGGAAAGCAGAGGAGGAGCUAGCUGUGGCAAAAGAACGAUUAUUACUGCAAGAAAAUGAACUGCAAAACAAAUCAGAGGAACUGUUGAACCAAAGCUCCUCUCAAGUGCGAGUGUCUGCUGAAGUGGAGGAAUUGAAAUCUCAACUGAGUCGUCUCAAUAUCAGGAACAAAGAAUUGGAACUUCAAAACAGCGGCCGCUCUAAUGACCAUGCUCGCAUGCUGAAACAGCAUGCAGAUGCUUUGUCUUCCAUGCGCCUGGAGCUGCAGCGUGCUCAUGCUGAGGAAAUUCAGCGCCUCCAUCAAGAGGUGGAGAAAGAACGAUUAAAUGACAAACAAGAGUUGGAGGAGGAAAAGAAAAGAGUACUGAAAAAUAUGGAAGAGGAAAAGGUCCAUCUUAAAGAGAAACUAAGGAAGGCACUGGAAGAAUUGAUCUGUAAACAUGCCAGUGAGUUACGCCAAACACAAGCUUCACUGGAAAACGAGAGAAAGCAGGCAGAGGAAUACAGAAAGACUGGGGAGGAAGAAAGAAAUAAACUGGAGACAGAGAGAGGGGAACUACAGAAACAACUACAGUUGUCUGCUGUAAAGAUAGAUAAACUGGAGGAAGUAAUCCAGGCAUUGGAGAAGGAAAGAGAAAAAUCCAGAGGAGGAAAGGAAGAACGAGAUUGUGAACAGGAAAGUGAAAGAGAGCAAGAAAAAGUGAAGGAAAUGACUAGGCUGGAGCCUCUGUGCAAGUCUGAGUGCGAAAGACUAAAUGAAGAACUGAAAAAAACACAGCAUACCAUACAGGAAAUGCAGGUUGAGUUUGCUAUGGAGAAGGAACAACUGCAAAUGGAAAUCUCCACUCUCAAACAAGAGAGGAAGGAACUACAGCAGUCAAACCACAGUGUGGAGGCAAGAAUAAGGCUGCAGUUUGAGAAGCAUUUCUCUGAUCAUGUAGCAGAGCUACAGAAAGAGAGGGAAAAGGAGAUCAGAGACAUUAAUGUGCAUUGGCAACACAGGGUAGAGGAACUACAGACACAGGUUGUACAGGAGGAAGAUGAGGAAGGAGUGAAGGAAAAUGAAUUAACAGUUGGGAAGAGAGAUGAGUGCGGAUGGCAUCAACAAGACCAGGAUUUGUUAUGGGUAGAGAGACUCAACCACCAACAUGCCUUACAGGCUCUAGAGAAACAUGCAAGUGAAGAGCUGCAGGCAGAAAGACAGCACCUUCACACCCAAUACAAACUACAGUUGGAAAAACAGAAAGCAGAGCUAACACAACAGCACACUGAAUGGGUCAGGCAGAUCACACAGAGGCAUAUGCAGCAGAUAGAAAAUCUGCAGAAUGAACUUCAGACACAUACAGAAAUGAUGGCUUUGCAACAGGACUUGAAGCAGCAGAACCGACUACAGUCACUUGAGAGACAGCUGGAUGAGAGGAGCAGUGAGGUGCAAGAGCUAAAGCGAGAGAAUGAGGAACUGAGAGAGCGAGUGGAUAAACUCAACAUAGAGAGAGAAGCCAGGAAGAACCACAAACAAAAGAGCAGCAUCAGGUCAUCCAGUUCCUGGAAGGAGAAAGGGGAUGAGGAUGGAUCAAGGAAUGGAGAGGAGAACAGGAAUGAUGAAACACAUUGCAAAAUAGAGACCAUGAAAAAUGAAGAGAGAAUGGAACCGAAGACCAUAAUGUCUGAUUUCAGCUCUGCCCAAACACAGCUGCAUGCCCACAUUGUUGCCUGUGAAACAGAGAUGAAACAGAGGGAGGAGACAGGUAAAAGAAGAGUAGAAGAUCUACACAUCAUUGCUAAACUGCAAGACAAGCUCAAUGAAAGAGAACAGCUCAUCAAGAGACUGGUGGAAGAUCUCCAUCAGCUAUCCCAACAUCUUCCUCUUUGCGAUGAUGGUACAGUGAAGUCCCACCACCCCAGAACACAAUCAGGAAGUCUCACACCUACCAUGAAGAAUAAGAUUUUUGAGGACAUUUUACCAAGUGGGACCAGCAUACCAAGUCUCAGUUCAGUGGAGGGGGCAUCCCCCAAGUCAUCACAAUUGUCAAAUCGGGCAAUCCUUCUAUCACAGACACAAACUCCAAUUUCCACUAAUCCUGAAGCCAAGACUUCUGUUCGACACACUGUCUCUCCCACUCAUGAUCUCCUGCACCAGUUGCAACUCAACAACAGCCAGCACAUCAGGGCUCCAUUUGAAAAGAGGGUGAUUGAAGCAGUACCUGAUGGCCAAGAUCCCAAGAGGCAAGAGUGGUUCACCAAAUACUUCUCUUUCUGAGCAUACUUUGAUCAUGAUUUUCUGAUAUAGUUGCUUGUUCAAGUGUAAUUUGAAUCUACACAGAAUCCACAAAAGUUCAGAAAGACUUACUGACAGGAACUUUCAUUACCUAUUUGACCAAUAUCAUUCAUACAAGCACAUACAAACUGCUAACAAAAAGGUGUCUUUGUAACAAAAAACUGGUGUCUUUGCUAUGCUCUGUGUGAUGGCAUAUGGUGUACAACAACAAAUUAUGACAGCUAAUGUUGGUUUUCCUUUAAUUUUCCCCCUAUUUGUACAAACUUAUGCUGCUAACAUUUUGAGGGCAUGACUAUGAAGAAACAAGGGAUGCCAAAACAUAAAUCCUUAUACAUCCAAAUGAAACACACAACUCUGUUUUUAUUUGUUAGAAAUCUUGUGUUUUUCCCCUGAUAACAUUAACUCAUACAAAUGAUGCAGCAUGUACAGUUCAUAGCUUGAUAUGGAGAAUAUGAUUUAAUGUUCUGUAUUGUAUACGGAA